Tupaia belangeri chinensis (Chinese tree shrew) is the source of this 941-nucleotide messenger RNA. It is a transcript of the gene EEF1AKMT1, whose product is annotated as EEF1A lysine methyltransferase 1. Gene Ontology annotation, molecular function: protein-lysine N-methyltransferase activity; nucleic acid binding. The transcript has 6 exons. Bases 163 to 807 code for a protein of 214 amino acids. Gene Ontology annotation, biological process: methylation. The record is from RefSeq and is a predicted model, not a curated record. Lineage: Eukaryota; Metazoa; Chordata; Mammalia; Scandentia; Tupaiidae.
AGCUCCUCCCACUGCGGCCCGCCGGGGCGACUGCGCUCGCGCGGCUGCUGAGUGGCCGGCUCCCUCCUUGACGUGGUCCUGGCUCGGAGCUGUUGAGGGGCUUCGGAGUCGCUUUGUUUUCAUUGGGGCCCAUCACAUGAGAUCAGGUUAUAGAGUUGUGAAAUGAGUGACUCAGAAGAUGACGAUAUCCCCCGGCUCUCCUACCACACCUUAGCAGCUCUCCAGGAAUUUUAUGCUGAACAGAAGCAACAAACUAGCCCAGGGGGGGAUGAUAAGUAUAACAUUGGAAUAAUAGAAGAGAAUUGGCAACUGAGCCAGUUUUGGUACAGUCAGGACACGGCUUUGCGACUUGCACAGGAAGUGGUUGGAGCUAUUGGAGAAGGUGGCAGAAUAGCUUGUGUGAGUGCCCCCAGUGUUUACCAGAAGCUCAGAGAACUGCACAGAGAAGACUUUACGGUAUACAUCUUCGAAUAUGACAAACGAUUUGCAAUGUAUGGAGAAGAGUUUAUUUUCUAUGACUACAAUAAUCCAUUGGAUUUACCAGACAAAGUUGUUGCACAUAGUUUUGACAUCGUAAUAGCAGAUCCUCCAUAUCUUUCUGAAGAAUGUCUCAGAAAAACAUCAGAAACCAUCAAGUACCUGACUCGGGGCAAGAUUCUGCUAUGUACAGGUGCCAUCAUGGAAGAACAAGCAGCAACACUCCUUGGAGUGAAGAUGUGCAAGUUUAUUCCACAACACACCCGGAACUUGGCAAAUGAGUUUCGUUGUUAUGUGAAUUAUGAUUCUGGGCUAGACUCUGCAACUUAGGUACUGAUAGUAAUACAACACAGCAAAGGACCCAUGUGACAUUUUCCUCUUUUUAUUUUAUUAGUAGAUUGAAAAGUUAUAAUCUCCCUCCACCACAGCUUGAUAAUUUUCAAAAUAAAAGGUGCAAACUCUCA